UCUAACUUCAAUAUGGCGGAAUUUGCAGCCCAUUUGAACCAAGGCACUUUGAACGCUCAACCAACAAUAUUUGAGAUAGUCGCCCAAGAAUCUAUGGCAUCAGUGCUAAGACCGGCUGUUAUUUAUGCGUUGAAAGUGCUGGCAAGUUCUAAUCCUGACAGAUGGGGCUGGAUUUGGCGUUUCGGAGACGAACUUCACCUAUGUUUAGAAUAUAUUCUCCAGAGUCACUAUUUAAGGAACUUUGAAGGUUCAAUAUCUGAACAUUUUUAUGGGCUCAAAAGAGUUAGCAGAACCCCUAAUAACAAUGCCGAUGAUAAACUAUCAAGUUUGCAGAGAUAUUUGUCUUUAUUAAUGUUAGUGGUACUUCCAUAUGCUAAACUUAAACUUGAUCAGCUGUUUGAAAGAUUAAGAGAAGAGUAUGUUACUGGUUCAUUGUCCUCCCAUCCAGCCAGGAAGCGGUUGUAUUUUCUGCACCUCAAGAGAAUAUUUAUUUACUUGUAUCCCUUCUUGCAUUGCGCGUGGGAAUCGAUCUUUUUGUGUUAUUACAUGCUGUAUAUCUUUAGAGUCUCUGGCGUUCACUCUCCUUUACUUCAUAUUGUGGGAAUCUCUUUACAAAGAUUCACACAACGAGACAUUGUCGUGCACAAUCUGCAGAGAAGUCUUCCUACAGUUCCUUACAGACAGACUAUGGUUAAACAGAUACUGGCCAUUCCAUGCUCAGUUACAAGGCUGCUAUCAUCAUUGUUAGCCAAUGGUCUUCCUAUUGCUGUGUUUUCACUUAAAUUCAUAGAGUGGUGGUAUUCAAGUGACAAUAGAAGCACUGUUCAAUCAGUAAUGCAGUUACCAGUCCCCUCUCCACCAACCCAGCCUAAGCCUGCCCAACAUGGUGCCCAACUCCCUCCACAUCCAGCUCAGUGUCCACUGUGUAAGAGAGUUCGCACUAAUCCUACAGCAUUGUCUUCCUCUGGUUAUGUUUUCUGCUACCCUUGUAUCCACAAAUACCUCAAUCAACAUGGAUGCUGUCCAGUCACACAUUUGCCAAGUGCAUCAAAACAACUUGUCAGGCUUUAUGUUGAUAUUGUAAACUAAAAAACAUACCAGUUUUUCACAGAGUGAAAGAAAUUUAAAGUCCUUCUCUUCUGAUAUAAUUUUGGGCAAAUUUCUCCCAGUCACACCCAGUUCUCAAUUAUCAUUAGAGACUGAAACAAGUUAUUUAACCUGUUACACCCUAACAUUUGUAUACAUAUUCUCCAAACAGUUCUUCUUGCAUUUUGUAUGGUGCUGACAAGGAGAAUUUGUGUAACAAUCAAGAGCUUCUUUAGUUGGUGAAUCAUUUCCUUUUGCACAAUCUUAACAUGUGAUUCAUGGGUGAUAUUGUGAGGAGAAAUUAGAUGCUAGUCACUCUAAGAGUAUAAAGGGUUAAAAUGCUGUCAUAUGGAAAGUUAGUUUUCUUUGAAUUGCUGCAAAAAUAGUGACUUGUCGAGUUAAGUUCUGCUCGUUUAUUAUCAAAGUUUUAACUUUUUUUCUAAUUUAACUUCACUUAGCCCAAUUAAUUUCAUGAUUUUAAGAAUUCUUUUUUUCAGUGAUGGGCUGCACAAAGUCACUAACUUCUUUUAUGUAUUAAGGAAAACAAACCACACUCUUCAAUAAAAUGUUACUGGUGCACCAAAACCUUGUUAUUUUCACUUUAAGGAUUAAAAUAAACAUCAACACUA
This is a messenger RNA of Pocillopora damicornis (cauliflower coral), 1715 nucleotides long. RefSeq names its product peroxisome assembly protein 12. Gene Ontology annotation, cellular component: peroxisomal importomer complex; peroxisomal membrane. Gene Ontology annotation, biological process: protein import into peroxisome matrix; protein monoubiquitination. The record is from RefSeq and is a predicted model, not a curated record. NCBI's taxonomy places the organism in Eukaryota, Metazoa, Cnidaria, Anthozoa, Scleractinia, Pocilloporidae. Gene Ontology annotation, molecular function: zinc ion binding; protein binding; ubiquitin-protein transferase activity.